GUAGAGGUAGAGAGAGAGAGAGAGAGAGAGAGAGAGAGAGAGAGAGAGAGAGAGAGAGAGAGAGAGAGAGAGAGAGAGAGAGAGAGAGAGAGAGAGAGAGAGAGAGAGAGAGAGAGAGGGGGGGAGAAGGGUGGGCCGUGGGAAUCGGCCAUUUCUUGCCCCACGGCUCCUUCUUCGGCGACUGCCCUCUCUGCUGCCCCAAAUUAAUUUCAUAUUGUUUCACUCAUCAUGAAUUUGGCUCACUAUUCUUUUUGGAAUAUGGAAAUGCUUUUGCCAAGUUUCAAAUUGUUUCGCUCAUCAUGAAUUUGGCUCACCAUUCUUUUUGGAAUAUGGAAAUGCUUCUGCCAAGUUUCAAAAUGUUUCGCUCAUCUGAUAUGUUUCGCUCAAGGCUGACAAUUCUUUUUGGAGUAUGGAAACUUCUGCCAAAUUUCAGAUUGUUUCGCUAUAUGGAGAAUAUAGAAACGUUUAUGUUGAUGCUUACCAUUCUUUUUGGAAUAUGGAAUAUCAAGGCUCGCCAUUUUUUUCCAAUGCAGCUGCAGCAGGCCGGAAAUGGCACCACAAUCACACAAGGGGAAGACUUCUCUCCUCAACUCCCAAAAGGAGUUGAGGAGAGUCAAAAAGUUCAAAAAUGAUGGAUAUAAGGGCUACUAUAGUGCAAAGUAUGAAGAAGGGCACGAUUUAGCAUCGCGGAAGUAGCAGCAGCAGGCGUCUCAAGAUGAUGAUACAUCUGUGCAGCAGUUCAAAAUGGAAUUGAACACCACCAAGCAACCAUAAUAUGAGGUUAGAAAAACUGCGCUGAAACCAGCACGACAACCAUACUCGGAGAGCUCCAAGAAACUGCCUUACAAAGUUAUUCUCAAGCAUAGACAGCCCCUGGCUGCCCCAUUACAAGAGCCGCCGCUCCAAAGCUCUUUAGCUUCUCAGAUCAAUUACGCCAACCUGUUCCUCCUUAUGCAUCUUCC
Cuscuta epithymum is the source of this 962-nucleotide messenger RNA. The record is from the annotation of a GenBank genome assembly. Lineage: Eukaryota; Viridiplantae; Streptophyta; Magnoliopsida; Solanales; Convolvulaceae.